Molecule: messenger RNA, 13203 nt
Organism: Cuculus canorus (common cuckoo)
Lineage: Eukaryota; Metazoa; Chordata; Aves; Cuculiformes; Cuculidae
Gene: WNK2
Product: WNK lysine deficient protein kinase 2
Biological process (GO): intracellular signal transduction; positive regulation of sodium ion transmembrane transporter activity; positive regulation of potassium ion import across plasma membrane
Cellular component (GO): cytoplasm; cytosol
Molecular function (GO): potassium channel inhibitor activity; protein serine/threonine kinase activity; chloride channel inhibitor activity
Source: RefSeq, a predicted model, not a curated record
CCCCCGCACCGCCGCCGAGCCCCGCGGCCUCCCCGCGCCUUUGUGCGCGGCCCCGCGGCCCUGAGGGGCGGCUCGGUGUGGCGGGGCUGAGCCCGGGCCGGCGCCGCCUUUGCCCCUCGCAGGUGGCGGCGGGAGCGAGCGGGGACAGCGGUGACUUCCCCGUGAUCCCGGGCGCGGAGACCUCGGAGCGAAUGGAAACUGGGGGCGAUGCCAGCUCGACACCUCGGCGGGGAGGAGGAGGAGGAGGAGGCGGCGGGGCCGCGGACACCGGCAUGAGCGCGGCCGGGGGCGCCGCUGCCGCCGAGCCGGGCAGCCCGGGCGCCGCUCCUCCCCGCGCCCCCGGCUCCAGGGACCCCAAGAUGGUCCAUCAGCGGUUCCUGCGGAGGAGCGUGGUGGACUCGGACCAGGAGGAACCCGCUUUCGACCUCCCCGAGGCGGAGCACCAGAGGAAGAUCAUCCUGCUGCCCAAGACGCGGAGGCUGAUCGCGGGCCGGGGGGAGCCGCUGUGCCUCGGGGCCGAGCCCGGGGGGCUGCGGGCGGCGCCGGGCCCCGCUGAGGAGCCGCGGGACGCCGGCAGGGACAGCGAGAGGCGGGAGGCGGCCGAUGCCUCCAAGGACCAGAGCAAGGCUAAGAAAGAGGAGCCCGAGGAGGAGGCGGACAUGAAAGCCGUCGCCACCUCGUUGGAUGGCAGGUUCCUAAAGUUUGAUAUUGAACUCGGGCGGGGAUCCUUCAAAACGGUCUACAAAGGUCUGGACACGGAGACGUGGGUGGAAGUCGCGUGGUGCGAGCUCCAGGACAGAAAACUCACAAAAGUGGAGAGACAGAGAUUUAAGGAGGAAGCAGAAAUGUUAAAAGGUCUACAGCAUCCGAACAUUGUGAGAUUUUAUGACUUCUGGGAGUCCUGUGUGAAAGGCAAGAGGUGCAUCGUGCUGGUUACGGAAUUGAUGACCUCUGGAACACUGAAGACAUAUCUGAAGAGGUUUAAAGUGAUGAAACCAAAAGUCCUGCGUAGUUGGUGCCGGCAAAUCCUGAAGGGUCUCCUCUUCUUGCAUACAAGAACUCCACCAAUAAUUCACAGAGACUUAAAAUGUGACAAUAUUUUUAUUACUGGACCAACUGGAUCUGUGAAAAUUGGAGACUUGGGUCUGGCAACCCUCAAGAGAGCUUCGUUUGCCAAAAGCGUGAUAGGAACACCUGAAUUUAUGGCCCCAGAAAUGUAUGAGGAACACUACGAUGAAUCUGUGGAUGUCUAUGCUUUUGGGAUGUGCAUGUUGGAAAUGGCUACCUCAGAAUACCCUUACUCAGAAUGCCAGAAUGCUGCUCAAAUUUACCGGAAAGUAACCUGUGGUAUAAAGCCGGCAAGCUUUGAGAAAGUUACUGAUCCUGAGAUUAAGGAGAUAAUUGGGGAGUGCAUUUGCAAAAAUAAAGAAGAAAGAUAUGAAAUUAAAGAUUUAUUAAGCCAUGCCUUUUUUGCUGAAGAUACUGGGGUAAGAGUGGAACUUGCAGAAGAAGACCAUGGUAGGAAAUCCUCUAUUGCCUUAAGACUCUGGGUAGAAGAUCCUAAGAAACUGAAAGGAAAACCCAAAGAUAAUGGAGCCAUUGAGUUUACUUUUGAUCUGGAGAAGGAAACUCCUGAUGAUGUUGCACAAGAAAUGAUUGACUCUGGAUUUUUUCAUGAAAACGAUCUCAAGAUAGUUGCGAAGUCUAUACGUGACAGAGUAGCAUUAAUACUAUGGAGAAGAGAACGAAUCUGGCCUAGAAUGCAGUCGGAGGAACGUCGGGACUCUGAAAGUCUGGAGAAGUCAAAGAUGCCGCAUGCGCAGCAGGUCCAGGUCACCUACCUUUCUCACACUGGUCACCAUGUCCUGUCGGAGUCGGAGGAGCCUGAGGCCGAUCAGCAUCCCUUUCAGCAAAACCUGCCCACCAGCGCCACAUCUGUUGCAUCUGACAGCACCUUUGACAGUGGUCAGGGGUCCACUGUUUAUUCAGACUCCCAAAGCAGCCAGCAAAGCGUCAUCUACUCAUCCCUGCCAGACCCAGUACCUCCUGCUAUGCAGCGGGUGUAUAGCCCACCUCUGAGCGAGAGCCAGGCUGUGCCCCAUAGCCUCCAGCAGCUGGGGCACUACCAGCAGCCCUCUGUACCUGGCCUCCCUGCAGUUCAGACUGCGCCCACGGUGGUGUCCCAGAGGCCUCAGCACUACCAGGAGCCGGCGAUGCCAUUCCCCGUCGUCCAGCCCACCACCGUCGCCUCUCUGCCGCUGGGGCAGCAGGUGCUGGCCAGCCAGCAGCAGCCGCCCAUCUCGCAGCAGGCCUCCCUGCAGCAGGUGCUGGCCGGCCAGCCCGUUUGCCCCAUGCAGCCCGCAGCCCAUCUCCUGCCGCAGUACCAGCCGCAGACCUCUCAGGUGGCAGCCAGCAGCACUCCGCUAAAACCCCUGCAGAUCUCAACCGUGCCGCAGCUUCCGCCAGUGGCCCCGACCCAGAUUCCUCAGUUUCCUGUCAUUCCUGCAAUUACUCCUCUGGCAGGGCUUGACAGCCUUCCUCCAAACCUCCCUGACAUACCUGCUGCAAAUGUGCCCCCUAUCCCUGCUCCCUCGCAGUAUUUUGCUCCGGCUGUGAUUUUACCCAGCCUGCCCAUGAACCCCACUCUGCCCAUGGCCCCCAACUCCCCUGCCCUCCCCAUGCAGGCGGUCAAUCUGCCUCACACUACCGUGGCUUCUUUGGUCUUGCCCUGCCAAACAAUUGUGCCAAACAUGUCAGCUGCGACAAUCCCGUUGCUUGCCGUGGCCCCGCCGGGGGUACCGACGUUGCCGCCACAUCCCGGGGUGCCCCCACUGCCCCAGCAGCAGAUGUACCAGACCACCUUCCAGCAGAUCAUUCAGAGUGAUGCGCCCUCUCCCCAUCACAGUCAGAGCACGCAGGCGGUGUCCCAACUGCAGCAACCUCCACCCGCUCAGUCGCUGCAGCCGAGUGUUAUUCAUCCUUCCGAACAGCCUCUCUGUGCGCCAGGGGCUGCUCACCAGCAGAUGACUGGACACACUCAGUUUGCUUUGGAAGCUGGAGCCCAGGUGCUGCCUGCGCAACCUUCAAUAGUCAUGUCACCGCUUUUGCAGUUGCAGCCUGAACUGUUACCUCCCCGCACUGCUCCGGAAGGCAUUUCCCAGAUCCAUGGCAGCCUUGCUACAGCUAGUCCACCCGUCCCCAUAGAUCCCUGUCUGCCUCUUCAGCCUUCUGCUCUGCUGCAGCCUCAGCCCGAUAUUUCUCAGCUGCUGGGUCCGCAAGUCCCAGCUCCGUGCUCCGCUGUCCAGGCAGUCACAGAGACAUCUCAAGAGGAGCAGGCAAUACAGGACAAACUUCAGAGUCUGUCACAGAGCUGUGAAAGCUACAUGAGUCCAGAUGUUACUUCAGGUAAGGAGAUGAGUGACAGCUUUGAAGGAGCCCUAGGAAGUGGAAAACAAGAAGGAAAGUCUUCAAAGAAACAUAAGAAGUCUACCCGGGCUCGUUCACGCCAGGAGAAGUCCAGCAGACCCAAACUGACCAUAUUAAAUGUUUGUAACACAGGGGAUAAGAUGGUGGAGUGCCAGCUUGAAACACACAAUCACAAAAUGGUCACUUUUAAGUUUGAUUUGGAUGGUGACGCGCCAGAGGAAAUUGCUACGUACAUGGUAGAGAAUGAAUUCAUAUUGCCAAGUGAAAAAGAGACAUUUAUUGAACAAAUGAAAGAUAUUAUUGAUAAAGCAGAAGAUAUGCUCAGUGAAGAUACAGAAGGAGAGAGAAGUUCUGAUCAGGGAAUGAGUCCCCAGCAAGAUACCGAUAAACUGGAAAUGAGUGAGGAGAAGCGGCAGUCUCAAAUGAAGACACCUGUGUACCAACAAAAUGUUUUGCAUACGGGGAAAAGGUGGUUUAUUAUCUGUCCCGUUGUGGAAAACCCUACUACUGAUGCACCGGAGUUUUCUCCACCGGUACCUCAGAGCACGCAGCAUUCUGAAGGGCCAGACCUGGAGCAGUCGGAUGAUCAGCAAGGUAGCUCUGUGGUGACGGAUCCAUCCGGUGUGUUGGCUUGUCAGCAGCUUCCCCUCCAAGCAGGUGUAUGUGACAGCCCCGCCGGAGCUUCGCUGUCUCUGGCACAAGCACCUUCAGCUGGUUUACCGAGCCACGUGGAGUUUUCCAGUCCGGCACCACCUGGAGCCGCUCCAAAUGUCCUGGAGCAGGUGGCUGCUAACGGAGGUCAGCUGGAAUAUGCUCCACUGCAGGCAGCGAUGCCCGCUCCACCGGGCACUCCUCUCCCCCAUGCUGCCUUGCUGGACGAGCUUCCUGACACUCUCCUUGCUCCUCAGCACCUACAGCCGCAGGCUGACGAGGAUACUUGUGUCCCUGACGUGGAGAUAGCAUGUUGCAGCGUUGGGCCACACAAGCCUGUCCCAGCAGCUGCAGCGACGGCAGCAGAGCUCUGUCCUCUCCCUGUCCUCCCGGAUUCCGUGGUCUUGGAGCGGCAGCCUGCAGCACAGGUCCCUCACCUGCCAGAUGCUGGCCAGCCCGGCGUGGUGCAGCACUCCUUCGUGAGCCAAGUGUUCCCUGCAGCCACCACCGAUCCUCUCGCUGUGGCGGGCUCUCAACUCCAGAGCCCUACGCAGGUGCCGGUGGCCGCAUCCCAGCAGCACACGAUGCUGUGCCAGGCACAGCCCGUGGCCUGCGCCGGCGUUGGGGUCAGCCUGCUGCAACAGCAGCAGCCGAGCACCGCCGAGUCCGAUGGCGAGGGGCCCCCCAGAGUGGACUUUGUUGACAACACAAUCAAAAGCCUCGAUGAGAAGCUGCGCAAUUUGCUUUACCAGGAAUACGUUCCUACUUCUUCUGCAUCAGCAGGGACUCCAGACACCUCUGUCCCCUUAGAACAGGGGGACAGUGAGUUCAUCUUGACACCUUUUCCUGAAGAUCAAGCUCCUGCUUUGGCGUUGGAUUUGAGAGAAACAGGCCAUAGUGUUGCAGAUACCAGCCAGGAGGUGAAGGCCGCUGCUGAGGCUCAGCCGGUGCCAAGUGUGCCAUCCGAGGUCUCGCCCUACCCAGUACUGGUUAGUCCAGCAGGGACUCUGCCCUACCUACCCUCAAAUCCACCAGUAGGGACAACAUCAAAGCAGAGCUCAGAACCAACCAGCUUAGUACUUGAAAAGAGUCCGAGAUCACAACAUCAAUGUUAUUCCUCAGAAGCAAGAGGUGGGUCAGCAAGCACAAAAGGUCCAACUGUGAGCAUCGCUUCAGCUCCUGCCGCUACACCACAAGGCCUCCUUCAGGUUCCGCCCACAUCAUCAAGCAUAGCUCAACAGAUGGAAACUUCUAAAAGUAGCGAGAAGGCAAAGACUUCAUCUGCACACACGGAUAAUGUAACGCAGCUCUCUACAGCAGAUGGGGUGAUAAAUAACCUUCAGAAGGAUGACUCUCUAGACUCUGGUUCCUAUGGAAAACAGGCUGAGAUUCAUGAUAGUGGUACACCAGCCAAAACGAUUGGCAGGUUUUCAGUAAUCAGUACACAAGAUGAAUUAACUUUGACAGCGCCGCACUGCCUUAAGGUCUCGGCACCCCCGGACGUUUAUUUGGAUGAGCUCCCUUCCAGCCCUGAUCUGAAAGACGGCAGUCCGACGGAUUGCACAAACAGCCUCUUUGUCGAUGUCCUCUGUGACCAGGGCUCGAGUGAUUCUGCAGAUGAGCCUUUCCCUCGGCAGCCGGCUGCUGCUGCUCAGCUUUCCCCCCCAAGCAGUAGCACAGCCACUGACUUAAUUAAAAAAGCAACUGCUUUUCUGCAAAGAUCUGGAAAAGCUGGGUCACCAGGCCUCGAUUCACCCAAUGGGCAAGGAGCAAAAAUCCCUACUAUCAACAUAACUUCUUUCCACUCGCAGUCAUCUUACAUGAGCAGCGACAAUGACUCAGAGUUUGAAGAUGCAGAUAUGAAGAAAGAAUUGCAGAACCUGAGAGAAAAGCAUAUGAAAGAAAUUGCUGAACUUCAGACACAGCAGAAGAAUGAGAUAGAAGCCCUGUAUAUUCGGUUAGGCAAACCCCUCCCCCCUAACCUAGGGUUCCUUCACUCAGCCCCACCAAGCAGCCGUCGCCGAAGAACCAGCAAAAAUAAAUUGAAAGCUGGAAAACUAUUAAACCCUCUGGUCCAGCAGCUCAGGAGUGGAACAUCAAGCACAAGUAAUCUCUCAGACUCUAAAGACUCACCCCACAAAGAAACACCCAAAACUCAGCCUGGGUCUCCCGAAGCAGCGGCAGUAACUUCCCCAGCAUCAGCCACCUUCGGGAAGGCUGUUCAGACACAGCAGCCGUGCUCUGUCAAAGCCUCUUUGUCUUCUGACAUCUGCUCCGGCUUAGGCCCUGAAGGAGGUGACGUGAACGCAAGCUCUGGCCAAGGCUGGACGGUUUUCCACCAAACGUCUGAGAGAGUGACCUAUAAAUCUAGUAGCAAACCUCGUACCAGAUUCCUCAGUGGACCUGUGUCUUUGUCCAUCUGGUCCACCUUGAAACGACUAUGUCUAGGCAAAGAUCACAGUAGUAGAUCCUCGACAAACAGUCUGGUAACAUGUCCUGAGCCCCUCCCGCAAUCAACCCUGCAGGUUCAGGCCAACAACAGUAACAACAAGAAAGGGAUGUUCACAGACGAUCUUCACAAGCUGGUUGACCAGUGGACAAGCAAAACUGUUGGAGCUGCACAGACAAAACCUUCUUUAAACCAACUGAAGCAGAACCAAAAAAGGCAAGACAUGGAGCCAAAGGCUAAUCCCAUGCAAACACAGAAUGAGACGUAUGGAGUUAAUUCGGUAAGAACAGGAUUGGGGAAAAAGUGCGUUGUUCCCAUGCCUUGCCCCAUGCCUGCUGCGUUAGCUCCUGGAGCGCCGCCGUCCCUGCCAGUGCCUCUGCCAGGGCCUGCCCUCUCUGGCACAGUGACGCCAUACAUGAUGCCUCUCUGUCAGUACGGAGGAGUGUUCCCUGCGCCUCUUUACGGAGUGCAGUCGAGGCCGGCUGCACAGCCUGGCAUUGCCCGAGGCCCGAGCAUGGCACGGUUCUCGCCUCUGGGCAAAGCCUGCUUGCGGCUGUACCCAGUGCCGCUGCAGCGCCCCACGGCCGAGGCGCCGGGCCCGCGCCUGCACAUGACGUAGCACCUCGCCGUAGGGGACUGUGAUGUUGGCGCCGUCGCUGGAGUGAUCGGUAGAUGCCACCCGCGUCGGAGGAGACGGGGGUCCGGGUACACAUACAGCCAUACCCUGAUCAGCAGUCACUGUGAAACGGUUUCACAAGAGAUAGCCUGUCUGUGCUGGCAAUAUUUGUUUGUAUUUCAUUGCUGAAGACACUUUAUUCUGUUGUGUUCGGAUGUUUUACACUUGCGAUCCUUAAAGUCAAUGUACUUGAAUCGAUGACUGGAAAAUUGUACUAACCCCUGCAGGAGUUCAGUGCCUUGAAUUUCAGCUUUUCAGUUCCAGCUGGAAAGAGAUGUACAAUUAUUUGAAAGGUGUGCUUUAUUUACAAUCCCGUUGUGAGUUGGAGUUCUUUUUAUUUGAAAAGAUAUCAAAGGUCUACCGUCAAUAUUCGUCAUCAGUUUCAUUCUGCUGUAAAUGCUUUUAUCAUCAUUCGUGAGUUGAAUUUUCAUUUCUGAAGCUUUUAAAAUACUAAUAAUUGUGAGGUGAGGUUUGUUUGAGAUGUUGAUGAAAAAAUUGUUGGUGUUUGUGCGAGGAGUAGUGAAGUGCACAUUCUAAAAUAGGAGAAUUUACAGAGUAAGCUAAGUCAGUUGUAUAUAAGGACAGGUGAUAGCUUCGGGCAGUGCAAUUCAUCCUCUUCCCCCAUCUUUGGUAAAGUUGUUGUCACCAGCAACUUAUUUCUCUAACAGACAGGCAAAUACUUCCAAAUCAGCAGCCAAAUGGAUUAUGUUUUAUUUCCUUUACUGGACUUUUAUAAUUUAAUUAAAUUUGUGCAUGUUUCAGAAGUGAAAAAAAUCUAACUGAAAUCCUGACUGUUGGAGCACAUAUCUGCAGGUUGCUGUAAGAACCUUGUAAGUACAGCACUCGUGUUUUCUGGCUUUGGUUCUCCUGCUGAGGCUCAGAAAGUUGUUUUGCCACUGACGUGCCAGCAGCAUUCAUGCUACAACAGAAUAAAAAUGUGAAGCUAUUCUUUUUCAUAUUCACUUGUGGAGUCGCACCACCUUUCGUUGGAAAAUUUGGGUUUCUCUUGUUUGCUUUGGGGUUGUUUUUUGGUUUAACUCAGUUUAAUUCAGGUGGCAUGGACACCUCUCUCCUGUUUGAAAGUUUCUUUUUGCCUCAUUUGUCAUGCGUCGAAUCUCCAUCCGCACCUCGCAGUCUAAAGGCACGGGAUAACCACUAACCCUGGGCUGCUCAUGGUAAGUCUCCUCUCACCAGAAAGCGCUAGGCAUGGGUCGCAUCCAAGGGCGCCUUGCUGUGUAUCUACUGCGAUGACAUUCUAUGCCGUCUGCUGAAGGGCAGAGAUGCCUUGUGCUGCCAAGCUGUGAAUUGUAUAGUUCUAUUGUACUUUGAGCAUUAUAUCUGUCUAAAUUAUUUGGUUUGUACCCUUUGAAUAUAUUAUUCCAUCAAUUCAGUUAGAAUUGAAUUUUAUAGCCAAUUAUGCAGAGUCUUCUGCCUGGGCAAAAUACUUACUGUAGUAAGAGAUUUCUGUUCUCUGUAAGAUGUAUCUUUUAAUUUCUUUGGGUUUUUUAGAUUCAUGUCUGUAUGCUUCAUGAGCAAACAUGAAAAAUAUGUUCUCACACCCAUUUUCCUUCAGCUUGCACUGACUCUUACGGUUUCUGUUGCUGUUGCCUGUUGUAUAGUCCAUCCCCUGUAUACUGACAGAGUCAGUGGCACUAAAACCCCUGAGAAAUUGUAUAGAUCAAAGAGAAGAAAAAUAAACAUUUUGUGCUUGAAAAUUGUGUGAAAAACCCAGUGUUUUUCUAAAACAUAGAAUUGUGUCAAUUCCCAGCUGUUCCGGUAACUCUACCUUUAUUUUCCAGACUCUUAUCCCUUGGUUUGUGUAGAAGGAGCAGAUGUGAUGCCUCCACUGUUCCUCAUGUUCUGCUCAUAACUGAUUCGUCCCACCUCUUGGCAGCUGUAGAAGUCAAACAGUUCUCCAGAAGUUGUUCAGUGCCAUCUCACAGGUUAUGUGGCUUGAAAUCCCGCUGCAGGAUUCCUGGUGUUACGCUGCUACAAAGCAGACUGGAACAUCAAGUGGGUUACUUUAAGCAAGGGUAUCUUCAGUAUUGCUGGUGGUAUGUGUGAAGAUGCUAGAGUGGUGAAAGAGGCACUUGAACUGUGUCUCUCCAACAGAGAAAAGCGCUAAGGAAGCCUUUUUUACUUGAUGGUGGCAUCAUUUAAGUGUAAGGAAGUGAAGAUAGGAACUUCGGCGCCGAUGCAAUCACCCUCUUGGCGGUCACUGUCAUUGGUGUAGGCUGCAGGAGAACUUAGGAAAGGAGAGGCAGGCAGCGGUUUGAUACUCCUGCUUCUGUGUGCCUGUGCAUUGACUCGUGUGGCUUUGCUGUGUGUGCCGCGUACAUCUGAACGGCUGCGAUUGGUGCUGCAGCUGGCGGGGAGCGUCUUUCACUUUGGCGGCUGCGUUGCAUGCGCUGUGCGCCCAGGCAGAGCCAGCAACAGGCAGGGUGGGUGGGCUGUGCGAGCAAGGCUUCCAAAUCUCUAGUGGGUGUAUGCCUAACUAUUGCAUCUUUCACUGCUGUUGGGACCAAAAAACAGCUCUGAGGUUCAUAUCUGCAUUUCUGUAUUCAUGGUUUCAAUUUUCUGAUAGCUGUCUUGGCUGCAAUUACUCCAGCUCUCAGCUUCAAGCUCUGUUUUGUUGCCCUCCGUCGUACCGAUCAUAUCAAAGGGUGCUUUGAGCCUCAGUGGCAAUUAAGCAAGUAAUAUGAGAUUAAAUAAACAGGACAAAUUCUGAGGAAAAUGUGAGUAAAGGAGCAAGAGGGAACUGAGGGUUCCAUGCUGCACCGUCAGAGGUGGGAGGGCUGGAUGCAAAAAGGCAUUUCCCUACAGAUGCCAGAGCUGAACAAAUUGUAUUCCUGACUCGGAAUAUUGCAUUGAUGUGUAGCUAGCAAGCAAGGGUCAAACCCACGUAGUAGAAUUCCUUGCCUUCCUGGCUGCAGGCCUGCAAACGUGUCCCAUAGCUCUGCCAUUUCCUGACGUUGCCAGUGCUGGUCUGCAAGGAUGCGUGUGAAGUGAAGUGCAGAUCUCCAGCUUUAAGGAGAAGAUUUCGAUGGGGGCAAACUCUUCAGUUUUCAACCUUUUAGAAGUUGUAGAAACUCAAGACAAAUAUUGAAAGAAAGUUUUAAACUGCCAAGUCACGCACCCAGUAGUUCAGAAAUGUCAAAUUAAGUCUGCCCAUAUCCCAUUAAUUUGGUUUUCCGAUUGCCAUACAUCAUGGUGGAAUAUGUAAAUGUGUAAUCACAUCCUGUUUCCCACUGAUCCUGGCUUCACUUGGAGCAGGGCUAGGUGGGGAGGAAUCAUAGAAUCAUUAUGGUUGGAAAAGACCUCUAAGCUCAUCCAGUCCAACCACCAACACAACCCCACCAUGCCCACUAAACCAUGUCCCCAAGUCCCACAGCCGCAUAUUUCUUUUUUUAACUCCUUCAGCAAUGGAGACUCCCCCACUGCCCUGGGCAGUCUCUGCCAGGGCUUCAACACUCUGUCAGGAAAGAAAUGUUUCUUAAUAUCCAAUAGAAACCUGCCCUGGUGCAACUUGAGGCCAUUUCCUCCUGUCCCAUUGCUUGUUACUUGGGAGAAGAGAGCAGCACCACAACCUCCUUUCCAGGAGCUGCAGAGAGUGAUGAGGCCUCCCCUUAGACUCCUCCAGACUAAACAGCCCCAGGGCCCUCAGCCACUCCCAAACCCUUUCCCAGCUCCAUUCCACUUCUCUAGAUGUGCUCCAGACCCUCAAUGUCUUUCUUGUAAGCCACAUCCCUGAGCACCUCAUCUACCCACCAUUUAAAUCCCUCCAGGGUAUAUCUACCAUCUUUUAAAUACCUCCUUUACACCUAUCUCCAAAGGUCUCCUUUUUUACUCUCUACUUCUGUAUUUUUCUCUGAAAUAUUGGACAUUGACUGGUAUCAAAGAGAAGAUGAGGGACUGCACAGGCUAGAUGUUGCGGUCUCUGCUCAUACAGAGAGCUGUCUGUUCAGGAAUAAGGCGUCCUUGUGCUAAACGGCAGUAUUUCUGCAAUCAAUUUCUUAAUCAAGUCACAGGGUUUGCCAUUUGGUAUUUGUGGAAGGAAAUCCCUAAUACAUUUGAAUCAGUCAUUGGUUUAACUUGGCUUCGUCAAUGAUUGCUCUUUCCCUUCACGCUUUUUAAUUUAUGGUCUCAGUGCAUUAUUUUCAAUUCUGAGAACGUUCAGAAUUUUGCCAAACAAGCCCCCUGGACUUAGUGCUUGAUGGGUCCUUGUCAAUAUUGUUCGUGUUAGAGUAGGAAGAACAUCUGUCCUCCUACAUUCUUUGGAAGUUGGCUUUGGAGAGCUGUAAUGAGAGGUCUCCCUUCUGAAAUGAAUUAACCUCUGCAUUGCUUUUCCUCUCUCCUGUAAACCCCCUGGACUUAGCACUUGCUGGGUCCGUAUCAGUGUUGUUCAUGUUUGAGUAGGAAGAACGUCUGUCCUUCCACGUUCUUUGGAAGGUGGCUUUGGAGAGUUGUAAUCAGAAGUCUCCUUUCUGGAAAGAAAAAUGUUGCUUUCCCUGUCCCUCCCCUAAUUAAACAAAGGGCUCAAGCCUUUUUGAGUAAGACUGAUGUCUCAGAUGUUAGCUAAUAUGGUAGAAACCUACCUUGUUUUCUGUCUUUCUGCCAAUUAGCCCCCGCCUGAGUUCUCAAUAGAUGCUCCCCAAAGCGUUGGCUUGGAGACAGCAGUCACAAAUGAAAUCGUUAAUGACGAUGAGAUAGUAUGUUUAAUACCUCAGUAAGUUUUCUUGUGUUCUGUCAUUCCUCAUCUGCCCUUCUCAGUCCCUGGAGGUGUUUGUGGAGAAGGACAGCAGUGCUGGGAAGCUGCACGUAGGCGAAGGUCUCUUUGCAGAAUAUAUGAGCAGGGAAUUCACGUGCUUUCCAUUGUCAUGGAUGAACAUCUUGCUAAGGAUUGAAUUUAUAAAACAGCAAAACCAUAAGUGCAUGGAAUUUCUUGCUGUGGUUACUUGUUAUUGACUGAAUACUUGAGGAGCAUCUUUGCUUUGUGGUGCUGGGCUGUGGACGCCUGGUGCUUUGGGCUGAGCUUCAGUUCUGUAUUUGGGCAAGCUGAUGGACUGAUCCUCACGGUGUUUCUCCUGAAGGACCCUGGUAAAAUUAUUUUCCUGGCUCUAUGCUCCUGAAAUGAGCUGUGGGUCAGAUGGGAAUUGUGUUGUGACUCACCCACUUGGCUGGCGUGUGUGUUUCACGGAGAUCUGUUUGUGGAGAAUGAAGUGGGAAGGUGAUAUUCCAGCCCUGACCCUGCUGGUUCUUCUAUUAAUGCAGAUAAGCUCCAGGCAUGCAACAUAAUGAAAUGGAUUUUAGGAGCUGCCAGGUUACAAAUUCUGCAUUAUGAAAGAAUUUGCUGCUCGAAGUGUGUGGAUGCACCAUAACACUGAUUUUAGCUGGGUCAGUAAAUAGAUUACCUGUAACUAGUUCACCUAAAAGCCAAGUUUGUACCAGGAGGCAGCAACUCUUACAAAUUCUGUGAUCCUUUCUGCUUUUUUUUCCAGAGUGAUGGUUGUAGUGGGCUAUCAAGAUUGCUGCUGUGUGUGCUUGGAUCGGUGUUUGACUAUAAAACUUCUCCCUUGAAAUAACUUUCAUAGGAAAAGUUUAGAGGCUGCAUAAUUCACGCUUUUGGCCUUACACACUAACUGAAUGGAUGGCACCAAGGAAUGGAUUCGUGACAUAAAUUUUGUGUGCUGUUGGAUUCACUUAUUAAUGAGGCAGAAGGAAACGUUAGGAUUUUUUUUCCCUUUGGAAAGGAGCAGGCGCCUUUCAUUAUUGAGGCAUGACUGAGUGCAGCUAUGACACCAUUGCUCUCAUGGAUCUUCAAGUGAAAGGACGGGUGCAGUGAGAGCCUCUUGAGUCAAAGCUCUGGGGACUUUUUUGUGUCUAUUGUAGUUUUAUCUGAGACAUUCAGGACUGACACUUUAUAAAAAUCUAAGAAAUUUGCCUAAAAGGCAAAGUAAGAGUAAGUACCUAAGAGCCCCUGGCCCAGGUUGCCCAGAGCAGU